Messenger RNA from Colletotrichum truncatum, 2706 nucleotides. Its product is annotated as nitrogen assimilation transcription factor nira. NCBI's taxonomy places the organism in Eukaryota, Fungi, Ascomycota, Sordariomycetes, Glomerellales, Glomerellaceae. The record is from RefSeq and is a predicted model, not a curated record. Gene Ontology annotation, molecular function: DNA-binding transcription factor activity, RNA polymerase II-specific; DNA binding; zinc ion binding. Gene Ontology annotation, biological process: DNA-templated transcription; regulation of DNA-templated transcription.
AUGGAUGAUCAAGAUCCUCAGCUCAUUCUCCAGGCAACUUCCGCCGACUUGCGCACAAACCCUUCCGAGUCUUCCUCUACGCCACAGCCGAAUAAGAAAAAGUCUCGCAGGGGCGGGGACUCGGCGUCUCAAAAGCGACGCUGUGUAAGUACUGCUUGUAUCGCUUGUCGGAGAAGAAAGUCAAAAUGCGACGGCGCCGUCCCCAGCUGCGCUGCCUGUGCCAGCGUCUACGGUACUGAAUGCGUCUAUGAUCCCAAUUCAGAUCACCGCCGAAAAGGCGUUUAUAGAGAAAAAAUCGAUAGCAUGAAGGCCCGGAACUCGACUCUGCAAAUUCUCAUCGAGGCCAUCCUCAACGCUAACGAAGAUGAGGUCCCCGACAUCGUCAAGAGGAUCAGGACGUGCGACAGCUUGGAUACUGUCGCUGAACAAAUUCUGAAGCAAGAAACAUUGCUUCAAGAAGCCGAACGUAAUGAACAGAAAGAAGAAGAGUACGCGACUGACAUGCCCGUCGAAGGUGAAAGGGAACUUGCCCGUAAGAUGGGCGAAUUGCGCCUUGAAAAUGGCUCAGUACGCUUCAUUGGAGGGACGUCUCAUCUCAUCUACCUUGGUGACCCGGGCGAAGCCAACUCAAAUGAGCCAGAGUUGGACACGAACUCGGCGAACGAGGACCCCGUUACUAGUUGGACAAGAGUCACUCAAGACAAAGAACUUAUUGCUCACCUAAUGAACAUGUACUUCAAUUGGCAUUAUACUUAUUUUACGACGCUUUCGAAGCCUUUAUUUUAUCGAGAUUUCCUCAAAGGAAAGCAUGGAGUACAGCACAACAGCACCGUCUAUUGCUCACCGUUACUGGUCAACGCAAUGCUGGCUCUCGGAUGCCACUUCACAAGCGUACCAGGGGCUUACGGGACACAGGGCGAUAGCCGGACCAAGGGUGAUCACUUCUUCGCUGAAGCCAAACGCUUGAUCGUUGAAAACGACGAGUACGAACGGCCGAGGCUUACGACCGUGCAGGCUUUGGCUCUUAUGUCCGUUCGGGAAGCUGGUUGCGGGCGAGAGGCCAAGGGCUGGGUAUACUCUGGUAUGGCGUUCCGAAUGGCGCAGGAUAUUGGCCUGAAUUUUGAUGAUGGCGGAAUGACGACCGAUAGGCAGAAACUCAGCGAACAUGCUGUGGAUGCUAGGAGGAUGACUUUCUGGGGUUGUUUCCUGUUCGACAAGGCCUGGUCAAACUACCUCGGGCGGCUGCCACAAAUACCGAAAAACUCUUAUAAUGUUCCAAAGUACGAUGUCUUCCCUACUGAAGACGCUGAGCUGUGGGCACCGUAUACGGAUACAGGAUUCGACCAGACAUCUAAACAACCGUCAAGAACGCGGGCAGUCGGGUUGCAGUUGUCGAAGCUAUGCGAGAUAAGCAGUGAUCUUCUCCUGUUCUUCUACCAUCCGAAUCAUAUCGGUCGGUCAAGCGGCAAAUCUAUUGAGCUGAAAAAGUUAAGCGAGUUGCAUCGAAGGCUUGAGGACUGGCGCAAGGAGCUGCCCAAGGAGCUAGAACCUAAAGAAGGACAGUUGCCGAACGUAAUUCUCGUGCACAUGUUCUUCCACCUUCAGUACAUCCAUCUCUUCAGGCCCUUCCUGAAGUACACACCAGCAGGAUCCCCUCUUCCGUCUCAUGUUUCGCCCAGGCGUAUUUGCACCGCUAAUGCUGGCGCUAUUUCAAAGUUAAUGCGACUGUACAAGAAGACCUGGAACUUGCGACAGAUUUGCAACAUCGCCGUCUAUAUGAUCCACAGCGCCUGUACCAUUCACCUUCUCAAUCUACCUGAAAAGACGGCCAAAAGAGAUAUCAUCCACGGUGUGAAGCACCUCGAGGAAAUCGCCGAAGACUGGAUAUGCGCGAGGCGAACCCUGAGCAUCAUCAGCGUUUUAGCUCGAAAAUGGAACGUCGAGCUCCCAGAAGAAGCAUCCGCGGUCUUGCAGAGAACAGACGAAAAGUACGGACAUUUUAACACCUCUGAUGUGCCGUCACCGAGAUCCAAUACCACGAUGUCGCCAUCACCGCCGCAGCAACCUCUGUCACCAACAACGAGCAAGCCAGAGCAGUACAGCCCGCUCACUCAGUACACCCAGAACCAACUGAACCAACAGGAUAUGGCCCCAAGCACGACGGAUAUCAUAAUGGCGAGCGCGUCUUUGGCUCAGAUAAGCGGCACAAGGCCGCCCUCCGGACGACCAACGGCCACCACCUCGUCCAACAUAGGCAUGAGGCCAGACUCUCUUGGCGGCAACUGGCCCCAGUCAGGCCUCACUCAGUCCAUGUACCAGCAACAACAACAACAACAGCAGCAGCAGCAGCAGCAACAUCAGCAGCAACAACAGCGUUUUAACGCAAUUGGUAAUGCCCAAGGCAACAACCUAACUCCGUCACAAUCAACCCGUUCCGGUGCAAAUGGGCGGCAGGUCUCGCCGGGCCAGGUCUUUCAGGGGCUCGACCAAGACUGGUUCCUCAACGACGGCGCCAAAUGGCACCAGAAUUUCGAAGCGUGGAACAUGCCUGGCUCCGGUAUGCCGACAAACGAGCAGAUGUUCAUGUUCCAGGGCAGCAACGGCGGCAUGCCUCAACGGCAGUCUUCCGAGGACGCUACCAACGCUGCCACGUUUGACAACUUGAGCUCUCUCAACAGCAACGGGUGGCUUCCGGGCCUAGACUGA